This is a messenger RNA of Macrosteles quadrilineatus (aster leafhopper), 2829 nucleotides long. RefSeq lists its product as uncharacterized. Gene Ontology annotation, molecular function: protein binding. The record is from RefSeq and is a predicted model, not a curated record. Bases 183 to 2102 code for a protein of 639 amino acids. The transcript is spliced from 8 exons. Lineage: Eukaryota; Metazoa; Arthropoda; Insecta; Hemiptera; Cicadellidae.
GUCGUAGUAGGACAAGGACGUAGACGUAGACCUAGCCUAACUAAAAACUAAAACCUAAAACAAAACCAAACCAAACCUGAACCUGAAGUCUGAACUGAAGUUUGAAGUUCUGUUUCAGUAUUGUGCAAUAUUUUUUGAUGAUAAAUACAUCUUCAGAGAGUGGUGAUUUAAUUGGAUGAUGAAUGAGUAAAAAUCUUUUAAAUAUGAAUCAAAUCUCAGUUGACACUGUAUCAACUCUUUUAGACAAUAUACACCUUGGUGAUAAAACCCAGCCAAAUAUCUUAAAAAACGAUGAUACAUUUGAAAUAAAAAAUAAAGUGACAAUUCCGCCUUGGCUUGAAGAAUGUGAAACACCAUUUGUGUGGCAUUUAAAACAAGAACGAGGUUUGGGUUCUGAAUUGGUUAUAAUGAGAACUUUGGAAAAACUUGACGAUCUGUUGAUUGAAGAACCAGAAUUUUCUAUACAAAGGUUUGUAUCACUCCUGAAAUUGGUACUUGAAUACUACAUAACUGGUGAUAUUGAUAACUGUUGUAAAAACAUGGAAAUAAUUGAUGGGUGUCUUGAGGAAGAGAUUUCAAGAAAUGAACCUUGUUACCAAAAAGUAAAACUUUCACUCGGCCAUGUAGUAUCAGCUACAAAGGCGCAUGUUCUUUACAUUCUUGGUAAAGAAGAAGAGUCUAAAAAGAUUGGCAAUUGUAUAAUACCAGUAAAAAUAAUGACAGAUAUUGAUAAAGCGACUUUGAGCGCAAUGAAAGCCAGAUUUUUCCUUUAUUCUGGUUAUGAGAAUGGAGAAGCAGUUGGAGUCGAAUACGCUCGUGAAGCAUUGGAAUUGCAGCCUGAUGAUGCGAGAUAUAAGUACUUACUGGCAAAGAUGUUACGUCAGCAGCGAAGAGAUGCCUUAUUUUCUAUUGAGGUUCCAAAAGAUGAGGUGAAACUGUUAGAGAGUGCAGUGUCUGAAGAGAAGAACCCAAAAUAUAUUGUCUAUCUUGCCCAAGUAUAUAGAGAGUGUGCCACUCAAGCUGCUAAGAAAUAUAGGACCUUCCAAAACUUUGACAGCCUCAAGCCAGAAAUUGACAAACUGUCACAACAAGCAUUGAAAUAUUACAAAGAAGCACUGGCUAUGAGCCCAGAGAGUCCAGCAGCUCUGCGAAGAAUAGGAUAUGGUAUUAUGAAUUUGAACAAGAAGUAUGCUGACUACGAUCUGGCUCUUGAUUGCCUCGUCAAGUCUCUGGAAAUUUCAGAAAACCAAGUGACUCUACAUAUGCUUGGAACAUUUUACUUGCGCUAUAAAAAUGAUAAGAAAAAAGCUCUAGAGUAUUUUGAAAAGACUGCCAUAACAGGGAGCCAUGCAGGACUAUCUGAUAUGGUUAGAGUUAAAUGGAUGCUGGACCCUGACAAUUAUGAUCCCUGCCCAGACUUACAGCUUGGUUUGUCUUGGAAGUUGAAGAAAAAAGAUCACAAUCAGCUGUUGGCUCAACUUGGCGGUUACCAUUUGUUGAUAAAGCGAGACUUUAACAAAGCGUCGGAGUAUUUUAAACAAAUCCUUCUUGAAGAUAAUAAAUCCCCACAAAUGGCAAGUUUCAAAAGUUUUUUCCUAAAAAUGUCUGAACCUAUCAAUCUCAAUGAAUAUCUUGCCAACGAAGCAUUGUUGCUGGCAAAGAAGACUGACAGUGCAGAGGCUCAAACAGGGAUCCAGGGAUAUGGGGAGGACAUUCUCGAACUCAUCCUUCAGGUUGAUCCAAAGUUAAUAGAAAAGACUCCUGAUGAAAACCUCAUACCGAAAUUGUUAAAGGCUGCAAAAGACAUGGAAGCCAGUUGGAACCAUAAUAGCCGAGGUAAAAGCCACUUUAGGGGUAACUACUCAGGAAAUAGAGGCAGAAGCAACUAUCACAGAGGUGGUUAUAGAGGCGGCCAAUCCAAUGCCAAUUCAAGAGCCAGCUAUGAAGACAAUGAAAGAAGAGCCAAUCAGAGAGAUCAAGGAGCAGAUGGUGAUGUGCGAAGGGGAGGGUUCAACAGAGGGCGGGGAGGGAGGCAGAGAGGGGGGUGGCGAGCAAGGCCUAGGAAUGAUGAAAGAGAACAUGAAAACUGGAGAGAAAAGUAAAUUGUUUCGUUAUUUAUGUUCCUGCCUUGAAGAUUAUUAUAUAAUAUCAUUAUUAUUAUGUAUCAUAUGUACUAAAACCAGUUAUUGCUAAAAAAGACUGACUUAGAUGUUUUAAUAAGGUGCUAUUUGAUAUGUUGGUAGUGAAUUUUAGUAGUAAGAGUUAUUAUUUUCCUUUCGUCAGUUAUACCUAGAACUAGAACAAUUUUAUUUCAAAGAUCAUUUUGGUUAUUGCAUUAUUUUAUCCAAAUUGCCUUUUGAUAAAAUGAUUUUUUAAAUCCAAGGAAGGAUAGAUCUAUUAAUUAUUGUUUUUGCAUAUUUUAUUCUGGUUUUGCUAUAAAUUAAUACUGCGCUGUUUGGAAGUGAAGGAUCCUAAACAACUGUAAGGUACUAACAAUUUUAUUGGGAAGUGACUGAUAAUUCUUAUUAUAUAAAAUGUGUGUUUUGGUUUGUUACUUUUGUUUUCUAGUAAAUGUGUUAUUUGGUUUCACUGAAUUGUUAACUGUUUUCCAAUAAGUUUUUUGUAUUAGAUUUUUAGAAUUAUUAAUGUUCUUAAUACUUGUGUACUAUUCUAGGAUAAUCACUUAUUGUGUAUAGGGCAAACAUCAAAAAGAUUAAUUAUGUUGGUAUCUUGAACUUUUAUAUCAGAUUAAACUGUCUUAUUUGUAUCACUGCAUUUCUAUAUUUUACAGAGAGGAUGUAUUUAUUUAUUAAAAUAUGGACUGUCAAA